AUGGCGUCCCUGACGAAUCCCCUUGCUACGGUGGAGCAGCUCUACCGCCGCUCGACCUCCUCAGAGCUUCCUCCAGAUCUGCAGGAAGCCGUCUUCUUCGCGACGCAAUGCCUCACGCAAGCGGCCGGCCUGCUGCUGGAGCUCCCGCAAUCCGUGACGGCGCAGGCCAACGUCGUACUGGCGCGAUUCUGGCUGGUAGACUCGCCAAUGGCAGACGAGUUUAGCGACGUAUCCGCGGCUUCAUUAUAUCUCGUCGCCAAGAUGGGAUCGUUUCCUCGCUCGCCUCGUGACGUCUCGACCGUAUAUGCCUACCUACUAUCGCCAAGCUCGGCCUUUCUCAGAAACCCCGGCCCCGCGACGGCCACCAACGAUCCAGCCUCUUACUACCAAACCGAGGACCAAUACUACAGAUUCCAAAAGGGCAUGCUUGAGCUGGAGGCCCGAAUAUUGUUCUCGCUCUCGUUCAACGUGCACGUCGCGCUCCCCCAUGGCCUCAUGGUCACGUACCUCCAGACCCUCGACUUUCUCUCCCAUUCCCGGCGCGAAAUCUCGCUGCGCGCUUCGCAGUAUCUUAACACGGCCCUACUGAGCCCCCAACUACUAUACCUCACGCACCAGCCGCACGCUCUCGCCACGGCGGCGAUAUACAACGCUGCGCGCGACCUGGGUGCGUCGAUGCCAGAGUGCGCCUGGUGGGAGAUCUUUGACGUGGACCGUGAGGAGCUGGGCUUUCUCGUGGUUGGCAUGCGCAGCCUCGAGGGCUGGAUGAAGACUCGGAAGGAGGAGCUGCCGUCGAUAUUGGGCCAGGGCAUGCCUCGCAGACAGGAUGUCGAGGCUGAGAUGAGACGGAGGAGUGAAGGUGCAGGUGACGGGGAAGACGAAGUCAUGAGAAUGAUGGAUAGCAAGAGAGGACAAUUAUAA
Cordyceps fumosorosea ARSEF 2679 is the source of this 921-nucleotide messenger RNA. Its product is annotated as cyclin-L2. Gene Ontology annotation, biological process: regulation of transcription by RNA polymerase II. The transcript is spliced from 2 exons. The record is from RefSeq and is a predicted model, not a curated record. Gene Ontology annotation, cellular component: nucleus. Gene Ontology annotation, molecular function: cyclin-dependent protein serine/threonine kinase regulator activity. NCBI's taxonomy places the organism in Eukaryota, Fungi, Ascomycota, Sordariomycetes, Hypocreales, Cordycipitaceae. The coding region runs from base 1 to 921 and encodes 306 amino acids.